Messenger RNA from Cannabis sativa, 1398 nucleotides. RefSeq names its product thiohydroximate-O-sulfate sulfur/sulfate-lyase (nitrile-forming) NSP5. The record is from RefSeq and is a predicted model, not a curated record. Gene Ontology annotation, biological process: nitrile biosynthetic process. The transcript has 2 exons. NCBI's taxonomy places the organism in Eukaryota, Viridiplantae, Streptophyta, Magnoliopsida, Rosales, Cannabaceae. Gene Ontology annotation, cellular component: cytosol; nucleus. The coding region runs from base 242 to 1210 and encodes 322 amino acids. Gene Ontology annotation, molecular function: protein binding; enzyme regulator activity.
UUGUAGUUUCAGUGGACGUGAAGGCACUCCUCAUGCCUUUCUUUUCACCAUAUUUUAAAAAGCACUACUCAGAUAUAUUACAUCAUAAUGUUUGGCUUGAUUUUGGCAAUUGUAUAUUUUUAUUAAAAACCAAAAACAAAAAGUCUAUAUAAUAGAGGCUAUAGAGAUAGUAGUGGAGUCAGCUCCUUAUAGUGAAAAUUAGUAGAUUUAUUUUGUUGAGUUUAGAUUUAGUAAAGCAGAAAUGGCUUCAGUUCAAGGGAAAUGGGUUAAGCUUGAUCAAAGAGGAACUUGCCCUGGACCAAGAAGUUCACAUGCGGUUACCAUAGUAGCACAAAAAGCUUAUGUAUUUGGUGGUGAGUUCUCGCCACGUGUCCCUGUAGACAAUCACAUCCACGUGUUCGAUCUUCAAGACACCACGUGGUCCGUGGUCAAUGCAACAGGCGAGGUUCCUCCACCACGUGUAGGUGUCACAAUGGAAGCCGUUGGAUCAACCAUCUAUGUUUUCGGCGGUAGAGAUAGCGAACACAAAGAGCUAAACGAAUUAUACUCUUUUGACACGUGUUCAAACAAGUGGACUCUUCUAUCUACUGGCGAUGUGGGACCUCCUCAUCGCAGCUACCACUCAAUGACGGCGGACGAUCGUUACAUUUAUGUCUUCGGUGGAUGUGGCAACGCCGGACGACUUAAUGAUCUUUGGGCUUAUGAUGUGGUUGAUCAGAAGUGGAUUAAGUACCCAUCGCCUGGGGACAACUGUAAGGGAAGAGGUGGGCCUGGGCUCGUUGUGGCCCAAGGAAAGAUAUGGGUUGUGUAUGGCUUUGCUGGAUGUGAAGUAGAUGAUGUUCAUUACUAUGAUCCAGCUGAAAGCAAGUGGGCCGAAGUUGAGACAAAAGGUGAAAAGCCUACAGCUCGAAGUGUAUUUUCUACGGCUGGGAUUGGGAAAUACGUAUUUAUAUACGGUGGAGAAGUAGACCCAAGCGAUAUGGGCCACAUGGGUGCAGGAAAAUUUGCUCAAGAGGUGUACGCGUUGGACACGGACACGUUGGAAUGGAAGAGGCUGGAAGAUGGGCCGGGCCAGGAAAAUCAUCCUGGACCUCGUGGGUGGUGUGCCUAUGCUACUGGGCUUUUAAAUGGUAAAGAGGGCCUUUUGGUGUACGGUGGGAAUUCUCCUAGUAAUGAUAGGCUUGAUGAUAUUUUCUUCUUCACUCCUUAGAACUUUAUUUAUAUAUAAUUAAAUUAAAUGUGAGUGUGUUUAAAUUUCAGAAUUGCCACUUUGUAAAAGGUUUUAGACUGUGAUAAGAGGCAAGCUACUGUGUUAAUAGUGUUUACACUUUUUUAUUUUAGUUUUGUGCUGAAUUAUUAUGUGUACUUUAAUAAGAUGAUGGUUGUUUUGCUAUUAAA